CCAUUCAACCGUAUUUAGAAAACCGUGGAUGGGAUCAGGUCUCUCUCGCAACCACCGGAGCAGCGUCGCGCCUCAGCAGCAGCCGUCGUCGGCCCGCGUCAUCGCCGCCGACGGCUCGCUCACGGAGUUCGCCACCUCCUCCCCUGUCAGCGUCUCCGACGUCCUCGCCGCAGGCAAUGCAGGCGGCUCGUUCUUCCUGUGCAAUUCCGACGCGCUCUACUUCGACGAGGACGUACCGGCGCUCGGCGGCGGCGAGCUGCUCCGUCCCGGCCAGAUAUACUUCGUGCUCCCCGCGGCGAUGCUCGGGCGGCCCCUCUCGAGCGCCGACAUGGCGGCCAUGGCGGUGCAGGCCAGCGAGGCGCUGGCGGCGAGAGCGCGGCCGCGUGGACGAGGCGCCGGCAUCAGGAAGGUGCGCGUUACGCCGGUGCACGCCGAGGGCGGGCGUGGCGACGUGGACGCCCAGGUCAACGCGAAGCUGAACGAGAGGACCCUCGGGGAGUACUCUGUGAAAGCCUCAGGUAAUCAGGCGAAAAUCGGCAAGAAAGCUGCCGUGACGGCAUUUCCGCCGGCGAAGAAGGCGCUCAAGCAGCUCAGCACCAUCGAAGAGGAUGCCGAGUGACGAAAUGCUCAUAAGAACAUCGCCAAGCGACGCCGAGUGAUAAAAAUGGAAGGAAAUUACUACAAGACUUUUUAUAGGAUUUUUGGCGUCUUUUUUUUACUCCCUCCGUCCCAUAAUAUAAGAACGUUUUUCAAAUUAACCUAGCUUGAAAAAUGUUCUUAUAUUAUGGGACGUAGGGAGUAUUAACCAUUUCUUGGAACAACGAUGUUGGUGAGGAAAAUUCAAAAAGGUAGGAGUAGUAUAUGAGAAUGUCGUCUGGUUCAUUUGCCAGUGUACAUGUAUUUGAUAACAAAAGGAAAUUAAAUGCGGUCCUGUAUAUAUGAUUUGUUCA
Molecule: messenger RNA, 950 nt
Organism: Triticum aestivum (bread wheat)
Lineage: Eukaryota; Viridiplantae; Streptophyta; Magnoliopsida; Poales; Poaceae
Exons: 1
Coding region: 29-619 (196 amino acids)
Source: RefSeq, a predicted model, not a curated record